This is a messenger RNA of Lineus longissimus, 2314 nucleotides long. RefSeq names its product transmembrane emp24 domain-containing protein 1-like. NCBI's taxonomy places the organism in Eukaryota, Metazoa, Nemertea, Pilidiophora, Heteronemertea, Lineidae. The record is from RefSeq and is a predicted model, not a curated record. The transcript is spliced from 4 exons. The coding region runs from base 75 to 767 and encodes 230 amino acids. Gene Ontology annotation, biological process: Golgi organization; endoplasmic reticulum to Golgi vesicle-mediated transport; intracellular protein transport. Gene Ontology annotation, cellular component: endoplasmic reticulum; COPII-coated ER to Golgi transport vesicle; endoplasmic reticulum-Golgi intermediate compartment.
CCUAGAUUUGGAAUAUCAACCGGCUCGAAAUUCCUUCUUUUAAAAGUCAGUUUUCUUGGCCAAAGUCACACAAAAUGCCGCAAAACGGUAUCACAAUCGGUUCAUUAUGUGUUAUUCUUUUAGAAUUAUGCUUCAUUGCAAUGACAUUUGGUAAAGAUUCAGAGUUUACUGUGGCUGUAGAAGCGGGUCAAAGGGCUUGUUUCUUUGCUGCCAAUAUCCAAAAAGAUGCCAAUUUCGAAGUUGAAUACCAGGUGAUUGAAGGUGGUGACCUUGAUGUGAACUUUAUCCUGCAGAGCCCGUCCGGUUCUGUUCUCCUCUCAGAGUUGAAAAAGUCUGAUAAUGUUCACAAAAUUACUGCCAAAGAAAGUGGUGACUAUCAGAUAUGUUUCGACAACUCAUUCAGUCGCUUCACUCGGAAACUGGUGUUCUUCGAGGUUGUGACGGAUGAAGAGGAUCCAACCCAAGACUGGUCAAAGGUAGCUGCGGCAGAGACUGAGAUAGACAUCAAACUGGAAGAUUUCAGGAUGACAAUGGACAAGGUGAAAAGAAAUCUGGAAAAAACUCAACAGACUCAAAAGGUUCUUGCUGUUCUUGAAUCGAAAGACCGAAGCGUUAUGGAGCAAAACUAUGAUCGUGUCAACACAUGGUCUGUGGUACAGCUUGCCAUCAUGAUCACUGUUAGUAUUUCACAAAUCGUUUUAAUUCGUAGUUUAUUUGAUGAUAAAAGUAAAGUUCGAAAGAUCUUCCAAAUGGCUGAGAGGACGUGAUGGACGAUAGUUUGGUAGUAAGACGAUUUUCAAAUAUUCUGUUUAUCAGGAAAUUAUUUCUUUCACAUAGUUGGAACGUUUUCAUAGUUUUGUGGUCGGUGGACACUUGACUCACUUUCUUGUAAUAUAACAACCAGCAAUAAUGGUUGUUGUAGUUUGAGAUUUGUAAAAACCAGUUGAGAAUAUGUCUUUUUAGCUCAUCUGAAAAUAACUGAUGCAUUUGUGUUGGAGUAGUGGCGAUUGCUUAGCAUAUCUAUGAAUUUGGAUAAUAUUUCAAUAUCAACUAAUUUAUGAGUCAUUGAGAGAUUUUAUCACAGAAUGUGGUUAUCAGCAUCAUUUCGAUUGUUUGUAUUAAUUUUUUGGCAUGUGUGUGUACAUACAUAGGGCCAAAGUUUGGAAUGAAUCCCUCCGAAGUAGAAUGGUUCGUUUUACUCAUGAUUUUGCCUACCAUUUAGUCUAUGUAUUACAUUUUCUGAUUUAUUUAUCAUUAUUAUUGCCUUCAAAACAAAUUGGUCACAUUUUUAAACAGAGACUAAAAUAAACAAACCAACGAACACUAUGAUGUCAAAUAUAUAUAAUCACAAUCCACUCGCUUUCUAGAAUAGGUAUAAUUGUGUUUCUGUACAAAUACUCAUUUUUCAUAUUCUUUUGUGAUGGUACAGUUGUGCACAGUUUGAGACUUCCAAUAAUAAUUUGUGCUUUGUUGAUUUGAUGCAGGUACUGUUGUGUACAGUUAAUUCUAUGAGGUCAGAAUGUGCAAGGAUUGUUAUUUUUACUGGAUUUGUGUGUUGAAGAUUGUAAUGUUAAUCUUUUGAAGCUAAUGUAUUCUGUGAGUACAUGUACUUGUAAAUAUUUUCAUACAGUUUUCUAAGGCAGGUAGUUUAGUGGUGUUUAUGCUUUUUUAGUUACAGAUGAAAGUUUUAAAAACAUUAGAAUUUCUAACACGGGUUGCAUCUAGAAUCAAACAUAGUGCAGUGUCUGAGACUGAUUUUAGGAGGUAUGUUAAUCGUGCAUGAACUUGUUUUAGUUCUCCUUGUUCUAGUGUAGGGUACCAGCAAAACUCUGGUACUUCUUGUAAUUCUGAGGACAUGCUGUUGGAAAACUUUGAUUCUGUCCUUUGAAACGGGUAAUUUGACUAAUUUACCUUGUAACAAUGUUCGAUAACCAAAUGAUAGAUAAUCAAGACAUCACUAUUAUCAGAAGUUUAAUGUGAUGUUUCGGCAAAGUUGGUUAUCUGUGGCUCAAAUCUCCACUUGCUCAGUACAUGGUACUUGGUCUCCACUAACCUCACAAAAUUUAAAACCGUUUAUACAUGGGCUGAAAACUGAAAUAUGUUUUUCCGAGACAAAAAAUAACAGUGUCAGGUGGGACUUGACGUACAUGUGUAUUGGGUGACAAUGAAUUUCAUCCACUUGUAUGAAUGUGAGCUUGGGAAUUUGAGAGUGAAAUGAAUGAAAUUUCUCCGUGCAGGAGUUUAUCAAGGUUGAGAUUUGUACUUAAUUUAGAAAUAAAAUAUUCACAUUGGUGAUGUAUUUAUUUAUCUCAGA